Molecule: messenger RNA, 5717 nt
Organism: Culex quinquefasciatus (southern house mosquito)
Lineage: Eukaryota; Metazoa; Arthropoda; Insecta; Diptera; Culicidae
Product: ATP-binding cassette sub-family G member 4
Exons: 8
Coding region: 1451-4150 (899 amino acids)
Cellular component (GO): plasma membrane
Molecular function (GO): ATP hydrolysis activity; ATP binding; ABC-type transporter activity
Source: RefSeq, a predicted model, not a curated record
UACCAGUUGGUUCGUCGGUCGGUGGUCGAUUCAGUCUGAGAGGAGUUUGCCAGACGAAGGGACCGACCGAAAAGUUCUCGUGCGCGGCCCCAAUCGUCUGCGAAAACCGACUUGAAAUUUGCAACUUUUUGGCCAAUUAUUCAAGUUGUGAAAUUGUGUAGUUUGCGGGAAACGUGAAUUUUGAGGAAGAUUUUCGGCUUUGAGUUGUGGUAACAUUGUGGGGUGUUUUCUAAAUUUGAGGAUGACCUUUGUUGACCACUGCUGGGCUUCCAGGUAUCGAACAAGUCGACGGAGUUUGGCCCCGUGAAUUCUUCGAAUUUUGGACCUUUACAAAUCUGAGGAUGCUGCUAAUUCGACCCACCCAGCGGUGAAUUAUCAAACCAGAAGAAGCUUCAACCUGUAUUGUGAAGGGAAAAAAGUGAAAUAGAUCAACCAAAAUUUGUGAGCGAAUUUAAAAAUAGAAAAUAAUAAUAAUCUGAAUUCCGUAAACAGUGCUGCACCAAACGACGCUAAUGACGUGUUAAUCUGUUUGAAAACAAGAUUUUCAUCUAAUUAAGUAUGCUUGCUCGUGUAUGUUGAGUGAAAAUCUUUUUGAAGGUUUCCGAAAAAAAUGAAAUCUUUAUAGAAAUCGAUCCUAGACUUUCCAGCAAAGUGCGAAAGUCAGCGUUUCGAGAGCGAGGAAAAUCCAAACAAUUUUCCAAAUCGAAGAGAGCCAGAGAGUGAAAAGUGCGCGUGAGAUAAAGUUUUCCACCGCGCGCUCUCCAGCGGCAAAGGUGUGUUGGUGCGCCAGAUGUGACGACCACAAUCGAGGAAAGAUUUUGAUGUUCAUCGGACAAGAUCUGCUCUGCCCGACUUGUCUUCCGGUGACAGCAGCCGCGGCGUCAGCAGUUUGUUUUCGUUGCGUUCUGAUAACGUAAUAAACAAAAGUCAGUUCGCCACACGCUCUCUCCUCUCUCAUCACCCCGCACUCGCUCUCUCUUUGUUUUCCCUCACCAUCGCCCUCUCGCGUAUAAAAUUCUCACGCUGAUAACGACGACGACGAGUAGGCGGCGGCGACGGCUGCUAGUGUGUUGGUGUGUGUUUGUUUGUUGUACUUGGAGUUCCGAGUGCAAGCGACCUCGGUGCGGCAAGCAUUUAACAAGUUGGUUCAAAGGGAAAACCCGGAAGUGUGUGGCGCACCGGACCGGAGGAGAGGACGGGAAAAAGAGCAUUUCGAUAUCUGCUGAAACACACACAGAAAAAACUUGAGCUCAAAUAAAUUGCGCUAGAAUCAUCACCACCGGAGUGACAAAUCUCUCUUUUCCCGAGUGGAACAGGUCAAAUUGGAAUACGCUUUGCAGUCAAAAUGAACUGAACGAAAAGUUUUCGCGGUUACGGUCAACCCUAGCCACACUCGCGGGAGGUCUUCGAGGACAAAAAUCCGUAACGGUCCGGGAAAAGAAUCUCCAAAAUGGCCGAUUCCGUCAGGACAAUCCACCGGAGUGACAGUGCCACGCUGAUGAACGCCGGUGGCGGAGUCAUGGGGCCAGGAACCGGCGGUGGACCAGCCCACCACGGCCACUACGAGCUGACCGAGGUAUCCGUGGUGGACAUUAACGCAUCGUUGGCCGCCUCGGCGCCCCUUCUGCCGACGCCACUGGCCAGCGCAGCAGCGUCGUCCUGUCCCGUGCCACUUCCGCCGUCAUCCGGAAGUGGUAGCGCAACUACGGCUGGAGGCGCCACGACCGCGACGGGCUUCAGCAAUUUGUUCAACCUGUCCAACAGUGCGGACCUGACGGCGGUCGCGUACAACUCGUACACCCAGAACGUGCGUUGCAAGUCGCCACCGACGCUCGUGGACAAUCUCAAAAACGGGACCAUUGGAAACUCCCAGAGCGCUCUCUGCAACGGGGCAAUCAUGACGAACGGCCAGACCAAAGACUCGAACCUACCGCACGGGCUGGUACGGAAGGUCCUCAACAACAGCGAGAACGGCCAGAAGAAGGGCAUGGUGUCGCUCACCCAUCUACCAAAGAGGCCCCCGAUCGACAUUGAGUUCGCCGAGCUGGCCUACUCGGUGCCCGAGGGUCACAAGGCCCACAAGCGCAGCUACAAGACGAUCCUCAAGGGCAUCAACGGCAAGUUCCGGUCGGGCGAGCUGACCGCCAUCAUGGGCCCGUCGGGGGCCGGUAAGAGCACGCUCAUGAACAUCCUCGCCGGUUACAAAACAUCCAACCUGAUAGGAUCGGUGCUGAUCAACGGCAAGGAGCGCAACCUGCGCAAGUUCCGCAAGCUGUCCUGCUACAUCAUGCAGGACGAUCGGCUGCUGCCGUACCUCACCGUACGGGAAGCGAUGAUGGUCUCGGCGAACCUGAAGCUCGGCAAGGACAUUUCGCUCGAGCUGAAGCGCGAGAUCGUCGAGGAGAUCAUCGAAACGCUUGGUCUGCUGGAGGCGGCCACCACGUUGGCGCUGAACCUGUCCGGCGGCCAGCGGAAGCGUCUUUCGAUCGCACUGGAGCUAGUAAACAACCCACCUGUAAUGUUUUUCGACGAGCCGACCAGCGGCCUGGACAGUGCGACCUGCUCGCAGCUGAUUAAUCUGCUCAAAUCGUUGGCCCGCGGAGGCCGCACAAUCGUCUGCACGAUCCACCAGCCGUCGGCGCGUAUCUUCGAGAUGUUUGACAAUCUGUACGUGCUGACGGAGGGCCAGUGCAUCUACCAGGGCAUGGUCAACGGACUGGUUCCGUUCCUAGCCUCGCUGGGACUCGAGUGUCCCGGCUAUCACAAUCCGGCGAAUUAUGUCAUGGAAGUGGCCUGCGGCGAGCACGGUGACUGGAACAGCAAACUCGUAACGGCGGUCAACAACGGCAAGUGCAACAACUACAACCAGCCGCUGCUAGUGAAGAGUAAAUCCCAGAAGAACGUCGCACUGGAGCGUGACUCCAGCGUCGAUCAACCACCGCCGGCGGAAAAGAUCGUCCUAUCGCUCGGCGCCGGCGAGGACGAUCUGGUGAAACCAUCCGCCAAGGAGUUCACCACGAUCAACAUGCCAUCUGCGGGCGCCGAACAGCCGCUCAACAACGACGGCAACAAGUUCUCGUCCGUACCGAACAGUAAACCGGCGAUGGUCACCACGGCCACGAUGACCGAGGAAACGGGAAGUUCCGUCGUCACGAGCACCACCGCCGUAGGUUCAAACGCAUCCACAGCCGGUCCCGGAUCCACCGGGAUGCCACUCUCGGUGUCCUCGUCCAAGCCCACGUGCACCACGUCCCUGCUCGACUCGACCGAGAGCGUCAGCAUAGCCGUGCCCAAGAAGCUGACCGGCUUUCCCACCUCGGGCUGGAUGCAGUUCUGGAUUCUGCUCAAGCGCACCUUCAUCACGAUCAUGCGCGACCAAACGCUGACCCAGAUGCGCCUACUGUCGCACGUGAUCGUCGGCGCCAUCAUCGGCAUGAUCUACUACGACAUCGGGAACGACGCGGCCAAGAUCAUGAGCAACGCGGGCUGCAUCUUCUUCACCACCAUGUUUACGAUGUUCACGGCGAUGAUGCCCACGAUUCUAACCUUCCCAACGGAAAUGGCCGUCUUCGUGAGGGAACAUCUCAACUACUGGUACUCGCUCAAGUCGUUCUACUUUGCUAAAACGGUCGCCGAUCUUCCAUUUCAAGUCCUCUUCACCAGCGUGUACGUGAUCGUCGUGUACUACCUGACGUCCCAGCCGAUGGAGCCGAAGCGGGCCGGAAUGUUCGUGCUGAUCUGCAUCCUGACGUCGCUGGUGGCGCAAAGCUUGGGCCUGCUGAUCGGGGCCGGCAUGAGCGUCGAGACGGGCGUCUUCCUCGGCCCGGUGUCAACCAUUCCGAUCAUCCUGUUCAGCGGGUUCUUCGUCAACUUUGACGUCAUCCCGAAGUACCUGCAGUGGCUGACGUACGUGAGCUACGUCCGGUACGGCUUCGAGGGCGCGAUGGUCUCCGUGUACGGGAUGGAGCGGGCCAAGCUGCAGUGCACGGAGAUUUACUGCCACUACCGGAGCCCGCAGAAGUUCCUCGAGGAGAUGUCGAUGGACAAGGCCGAGUACUGGAUCGACGCGACCGCCCUGUUUGGCUUCUUCAUCGGGCUGCGCGUCAUCGCGUACUUUGUGCUGCGCUGGAAACUGCAUUCCAUCCGUUAAGAACCUACCAAACUAAUUAUUAGCCACACUCUAUAGAGUAUAUAGAAUAGCAAGUAUAUCCCAUCUCUCUCUGUCUGUCUGUCUGUCUGUGGUCAUGUGUAUUUUCACCAUUUACAAAACCUAUAAUAUAGGCUCGUAUGUUUUUUUUGUAAGCGAUAUUGUGCGCCCGAUAUUAAGUGAUUGUUAAGACACAUGCUAGUGCAACCAUUCGAUAGCAGUAUAUCGAAGAAAUGCUUUAACUUAAAGGGGGAUGAUCAAUUUAUCAAACAUGAUUCGGAACAACCAUCAACUGCAUGCAAAUCCCAGUGUGUGUAAAUCGAACAUCAAUUAUACUGUAAAUAGAGAGUUGAAAUUAUGAAAACGUAUACUCCUCCGUACGACAAGACGCAAUGUGCUGCCAUCCCUCGAUGUCUCUAUAUAUCUCUCUCUCUAUUUAAAAGAUAAUACACAAAAAUAGCUACCAUUCUUCGUAAAACCAUUAGUAAAAGUAUAACCACUCAGAUUGAAAAACUGAUUAUCCCUGUGUGUGUGCAACCUUAAAAGCUAAAUAUUAAAAACCAAAACGGUGAAAUUUAUAUAAAAUAUACACACAAAAGAAGACCUCACAUCACCACACGGAGCAUACGAACAAAGACACACAUUUACAAUCACACACACGAACCACUCUCGAAAACAAUGAACUCACCCACACGAAAAUAGCGCGCCCACACAAAUAGAUGAAACCACAAACACGAAAACAAACACACACACACACGUUUAGUCAAAAUUUAUCCAUCUCUAGCGGCUAGGGCAGCAAAACUGCAAAUAAAAAGUAAAAACCACAUAGAAAUCAAACCAGCUGAUAUCCAACAGUAAGUGUAGCGAUUAAGCGCGAAACCUCGGCGAGAACCAUUCAGAAGCGAGAGAUCCAAAACCAAAACAAAGAUCAUGCUAAAAUUAUACACCCAAUUGAAAAGAAAUCGAGCUGCGUGAUAGAGAAAGUAUCAAUUGAGUUGCAUUUGCCCCUGAUUGAAUCAAAAAGUUCAUAUAUUUUACCAAAAAAAAGGAAAACAAAAAGAAAAGGAAAUCGUAUCAAAUUACACGCCGGCAGAACGUGUCAUAUUUAAGUUCUAUAUUUAUUCUGCUAAACAGUGAAAAAGCCAGACCGUGCUUUAUGUUUACCGCGGGGGGUGUGUUACACUAACAGAUUGGUGAUUUUUGGUAGUUUGUAGAUUAUUUGCAUUUGGAUUUGGGAGCAGAGAGAUUCGAAACAGGAACAAUAUCAGAACAUAGUAUUUAUAUACAUCUUAGGUUCGGUUUAGUUUACAGCGCUCCACGCCCCACACAAUCCACUUUAGGAGCUACAUACGGAAGAGAUGCGAGGCGAUACGUGAGCGAUGGGUGGAUUCGGAGAAAGGGGAAAAGAACAGCGCGGGAAGAGAAAAAAGGGCGAAGUGAAUUGAGGAGCGGAAGGAAGUUAGGCAGAAAGAAAGGAAAGGAAAUCAAAUAAAACAUUUUGUCUGGUGAUUUUUAGCUGCGAAUUAGUGUGAUAUGAAACUUGAUUUCACCAAUUUUUAAAAUAAGAAAA